UCAGCUGUGAGCCCGAGCCCCGAGACCAGGCGCCAGUGUUGGUUGAACUUUUAGUGAGUGAGAGUCAGUGUGUGGCUCUGUCGACAAUGGCUCUUUGGCUCUCGUAGUGAUUUUUGUGCUCAAAAAUAGGAUUAUAUCGUCAAGUAUGCUACCUGCAGGAAAGGAAGAAAUCGCCGAUCCUAAAGAUGUGGUGAUGAGGGAGAAAAAGGGAGGAGCGCUAAGCAAAGUCCAAAAGCUCAAAAGACGCAUAUCACAUAGUUUUGGAAAAUUAGGAAUCCGCAGAAAACGAGCUGUAUCGAAACAUGCGGACUACAGUCGAGAGUACAGAAUGCCCGCCAUUUCGAAGAGCGAGGAUUUUGAGGAGAACGGGUUCAAGCUAUCCGCAAUAUCCAAGAACGACGACGACGACGAGGACCUCUCGAUUUCGGGAAUGAAGAUCAACGGCUUCUCCGAUGAAUACUUAGAUAGAAUAGAACCCAACGGAAAUAUACCCGAAAAAGAUUGCGGUAAGUUAAGCUGGGAGAGGCUGGUAGACCAUCGAGAAUCCCUUUCGAGACAGCUCUCCGUGUCGUCUGACUCCAAACUCCUCGACGACGAUAUCCGGGAGGAGCAGAAAGUCAUCAUGAGACCGAAAAAGCCUCCCAGGCCCAAGUCGGAGGUUUAUUUAUGUAAAGACUCUAGAAAAACUAAACGAUACUCAGCGUUCGGGGGGGACUCGCCGUUUGGAAGGACGGAAGCUUAUAUGAAAUUAGAUCAGUUAGGGGAAGGAUCAUAUGCUACUGUAUAUAAGGGAUACAGCAAUUUGACGAAUCAAGUUGUUGCUUUGAAGGAAAUUCGUCUUCAGGAGGAGGAAGGUGCGCCGUUCACCGCCAUCCGAGAGGCGUCUCUUCUGAAGCAACUCAAACAUGCAAAUAUUGUUACCUUACAUGACAUCAUUCACACGAGAGAAACACUCACAUUCGUUUUUGAAUAUGUGCACACAGACUUAUCCCAAUAUUUAGAAAAGCAUGGGGGAGGCCUUCACCCGCGCAAUGUCAAGUUGUUCCUCUUCCAACUCUUACGUGGUCUUUCAUUCUGCCAUCGACGUCGCAUUUUGCACAGAGAUAUCAAACCCCAAAAUCUGCUCAUCUCCGAAAUUGGUGAACUUAAGAUUGCUGACUUCGGACUCGCCCGUGCCAAGUCUGUCCCAUCUCACACUUAUUCCCAUGAGGUGGUGACACUCUGGUAUCGACCGCCAGAUGUUCUUAUGGGAUCUACAGACUAUUCUACCUCUCUAGACAUGUGGGGUGUGGGAUGUAUAUUCUCAGAAAUGAUCACAGGUGUUCCAGCUUUUCCAGGUGUGAGAGAUAUUCAAGAUCAGCUGGAUAAGAUUUUCAAGGUUGUUGGAACUCCCACUGAAGAAACGUGGAUGGGUGUCACUCAGUUACCAAAUUAUAAACCACAUCGGCUGGUGCUUCAUCGUCCCCGCAGACUGUCUUCUCUUUUUCCCAGACUCAAUGACAUUCCGCAUGCCGAGUCUUUAGCAACACAGUUCCUACAGAUUCAACCCAACAAACGGUUAUCCUCGGAGGCUGCUCUAAGACAUGUAUAUUUUGCAGAUUUGCCUCCACAUAUAUUUGAAUUAGACCCAGAGCAAUCCAUUUUUUCAGUGGGAGGUGUACGAAUAGCUCAGGAGCUUCGCAAUUACCCAACCUCAGUGAUACAAGCAGCUAGAGAAAUCCGUAAAUUGGUAUAAUCCUUCUUUAUUAAGAUUUUAUAGCUUGCUAUGAACAUGAAGCCAUUUUUACUAUCACUUCAUAUCCAAAUGUGAAUGCAGAACUCCGGAGCCCUUAUUUUAUUCUCAAAACCAGUUGUCAUAAAAUUCCAAUACUAUUGGUACUUGUUAUGCAAAAUCAUUUCUGAUGCCUAAAUUUUCAUAAUGUUAUUGCAUUUUAAAGGUAUGAAUAUAAAAAUGGAAUGAAAAGGUGUUAGAGGUUUAAAAUCAAAAUGAUUCUGUUAUACACACCCAAAGUAAUAUUUUGUAUGCCAUUCUAUAAAGUAUUUCUAUCAAAUAAUAUGAAAAUGCAAAUUAAAUUGCCUGAAAAUCUUUUUUAACAGUCUGGUCUUUUUGCUUUCAACUUUUCAUUACUCUUAUUAACUUUAUUCAGAUACCAGUUACUAUUCAAGUUCUUCAUAAAUGCACAUAUGCUGAAUUUCACCAUUUUUUUGAAAUGUAAAUGAAUGCAUUAUUUACAAAAUGCUCGUAUGCCAAGUUUGGCACUUGGUCUGAGUAUGAGUGAAAAGUAUUUUGAGAUGUUUUGUCAAAAUUGAGUAAUUAUACAGGAUACUUGUAUCUUUUGAGGUUUACAUUAUUUUAAGGUAAGAAAGAGUUCCAAGAACUAGGGUUUUCUGAAUGUGUUAUGUUGUUCUAGAAUACUGUUCUAACUGUUGAUCGUAGUGGAACAAAAAUAAGAUAAAUCGUUUCGUUUAGAGUGGAAAAACUGAACGAUUUAGAAAUAAACUACAUUCGGUGUGUGCUAAGGCUUGAAAAUUAUGGACAGUGAAAAAAAAAAUUAUGAUAGGUAAAAGUAAAUAGACCCAUUAGUUCUUGGAAUUACUUGACAGAAAAGACACAAAAAACUUGAACCUUAAAUCCAGUAAUCUGAAAUUGCAGCUCAGUAUAAGGAAAUGCUGUUUGUUUCCAUUUUGUUACAGAAGCCAUGUAGGCUUAACUGUAAGUACUAAAAGGCAACGACAAAAAUGAUUACAGCUUUAUGCAUAAUUGCCAUGUUAGAAGAGAUGCUUUAACAAAAUGUCUAUGGGAGAGAAUAUUUUAUAUAGCUUUAUGGGUAACAAUGAUCGCUCUAAAUGAAGAAAUACAGGAAAAUGUUUUAACGUGUUAUAUAGAGAACAUUUAUGUUAGCGAUAGGAAUAGACAAAUGAAUUCAGUGGUAUGAAGAUUAUAUUGCUACUCUAGUUUGUUAGUAUUAGAGUAGAUAUAGCUUUAGAUGUAGUUUUCAGAUUUCUAAAUGUAUGUUAUUUAUAUAAAACUUUGAAUAUGCAAAAAAACUUACAGAGCGAUGCAGCUGAAGGGUUUUCAAGCUGAAAUCUAUAAAACAUUGUUUUGAGCAUUUGGUUCUUAAAAAAAGUUUGAAGACCAUGUUGAAAUUCGAGUGACAGAAUCUAUAACCUUUUGCUCAAAAUACUACACUGCUUCACUUACACAUGUCCAUAUUAAAACCCAAAGCUUUUAAUUUUCCUUUGUUUUUUAAUUAAACAGCUGUGGUAUAAAUUGUGAGCAAGUUCUACACACUACGUAUACACAGUUGUAAACGAUAGUUCAUGGAAGCGGAAAAUUCAUACAAUAAUUUUUAGAUUUCAUGUCAAUUUAUGAGUGGCCACCUUGAAUUUAAUGAAUGAAGUUCUGGUCCAGUUCAUGAAAGGGUUCUGAUCUAUGGCCUUAUGUACAGAUUUCUUGAUCCUCAAUAUGGAACUCUUAAAUACCAUGAACUAUUUUGCAUUUCAGCUCAUCAUUAAAGCACUUUAUUUUAAUGGUGAUGAGGGGUUGUAAAUUCUCAAGUUUUGUCAUUCCAGAGGUAAUGCGUUUUCUAUGGAACUUACAAUAAAGAAAAACUGCAAGUUUCUAUGCAAAAAAUACUGAUUAUUGCACAUUAUGAUUAGUACAUAGUUUUGUUUAUUCAAACUUUUACCUCUUUUAAUGAAAAUGAAGUAUUAUUUCCUUCAGUCCUCAUUAUUUCCAUCCUACAUUGUCGUUGGUGCUACCUGCCUCAUAACAAUGCACUUGUCAUUAGAAUGUCAUUAGAACUUGAACAACAACUAUAAAUUUAUGUCUCAUCUGGAUAACUAAUCUAAAUUCUGUUUGCAAUUAUAUAUACAAGUGCAUCAUAUACUAUGAAUUGCAUUCUAUCAUGUUACAGAUCUAAAUUAUUCUUUCCUACUUAGGCAGCAUAAUUUUCAGCUAAAUUACCAUAACUGAUUUGAUCUUUGCAAAACCUAAAUUCCAAAAUAUAAAAAAUUCUGAAUGUGUGUUGUGAAAAUUAAUCUUUAAAGGUCAUAAAAAGAUCUUUAAUGCUCUAUUUUUAUGAGUUUGCAUUUAUGUUGUAUAGAUACUGUCUGAAAUACUUGCAUAUUACUGUUUAUAAAAUGUGCUGAACUCUAAUGUGCUAGGCUUACAACCCCUCAAGGAACUAUGUGUGUUAGAUUGAAGUUUUGUUGUAAUGCCUUGCUUGUACCGUAGUGCCACGUUUUUGGUUGUUUUAUUUGCACUCCAUACAUGUACCAUACACACAAUUUCUAUUAAAACUGUGAUAUUGCAUUAAACACGCCGUAUACCUGGCUAACUUUA
Messenger RNA from Macrobrachium nipponense, 4345 nucleotides. It is a transcript of the gene Eip63E, whose product is annotated as cyclin-dependent kinase 14-like. Gene Ontology annotation, molecular function: ATP binding; cyclin binding; cyclin-dependent protein serine/threonine kinase activity. The record is from RefSeq and is a predicted model, not a curated record. Gene Ontology annotation, cellular component: cytoplasm; cytosol; nucleus. Gene Ontology annotation, biological process: protein phosphorylation. Lineage: Eukaryota; Metazoa; Arthropoda; Malacostraca; Decapoda; Palaemonidae. Bases 146 to 1735 code for a protein of 529 amino acids. The transcript is spliced from 15 exons.